This is a messenger RNA of Schistocerca piceifrons (Central American locust), 1345 nucleotides long. RefSeq names its product dipeptidyl peptidase 1-like. Gene Ontology annotation, cellular component: lysosome. The transcript is spliced from 9 exons. The record is from RefSeq and is a predicted model, not a curated record. NCBI's taxonomy places the organism in Eukaryota, Metazoa, Arthropoda, Insecta, Orthoptera, Acrididae. Bases 431 to 1345 code for a protein of 304 amino acids. Gene Ontology annotation, molecular function: cysteine-type endopeptidase activity.
CCUGCUGUUGGUGGGCGUUACAGCAGACACUCCAGCGAGUUGCCUGUACAGUGACGUGCAGGGCAGCUGGACUUUCUACGAGGGCGAGAGGAAUCUCGACAAUACCGCCACCUGCGACUCGUUUGAUGCCGUCCAGACAGUUACGGUCGACUUGACGUAUCCCAACAUCGCUACUGACCAGUUUGGUAACGUGGGCACCUGGACAUUGAUAUACAACCAGGGGUUUGAAGUGACCGUCAACGGCAGGAGCUACUUCGCAUUCUCUUACUACACCUCGGAUAAUGGCACAGUAACUAGUAUCUGCGACCGUACUUUCAAUGGCUGGUCGCAUGACGUCACGCAGAGGCACUGGUCCUGCUACUACGGUGUCAAGAACUCGCCAGUCUCCAAAAAGACCCACGAGGAUCCGUUCGCAGCAAAGCCGAAACUGAUGGCGCAAAUAGUUGACGUUUUGCAGGAGACACGUUUGGUAACUGAAAUAAACAAGUCGCAGAAGUUGUGGAAAGCAAAGGUAUACGAUAAGUUUGUAGGAAUGACAAGAGAAGAGCUCAUUAAUAUGGCUGGAGGCAAAAGCACGUGGCUGGCAGAGAGGCCGGAGCCCGCACCUGUGACGGCGGAGCUGAAGCGACGCGCAUCCUACCUGCCCAGCCAGUGGGACUGGAGGGACGUCGAUGGCGUCAACUACGUGUCGCCCGUCAGGAACCAAGGUAACUGCGGUAGCUGCUUCGCCUUCUCCGCGGCCGGCAUGCUGGAGGCACGCAUCCGCAUCCAGACCAACAGCACGCAGCAGCCCGUAUUCUCCCCGCAGGACGUGGUCAGCUGCAGCCCGCUCGACCAGGGCUGCUCCGGAGGGUUCGCCUACCUCGUGGCCGGCAGAUAUGGCAAGGAUUACGGUCUCGUGGAGGAGUCGUGCAGCCCAUAUGUCGGCAGCAACACGGAAUGUUCCACUAACGUCACCUGUACGCGUCACUACUCCUCUGCCUACGAAUUCAUUGGCGGCUACUACGGUGGCUGCAACGAGGUGCUGAUGCAGGAGGCGCUGAUACAGAACGGUCCACUCUCUGUGGACUUCAUGGUCUACGACGACUUCCGGGCCUACACGAGUGGCGUCUAUAAGCACGUCGAGUCCACCACCAGGUCGGACUUCAACCCGCUCGUGUCCGUGAGCCACUCGGUGCUGCUGGUGGGGUACGGAGUGGACGAGGCCUCUGGAGAGAAGUAUUGGAUCGUCAAGAACAGCUGGGGCGGCGACUGGGGAGACGCCGGCUACUUCAAGAUCCUCAGGGGGACCAACGAGUGCGGCAUCGAGAGCAUUGCUUUCCAGGCGACCCCCAUCCCUGCCUGA